This is a messenger RNA of Camelus dromedarius (Arabian camel), 2375 nucleotides long. It is a transcript of the gene FOXF2, whose product is annotated as forkhead box F2. Gene Ontology annotation, biological process: animal organ morphogenesis; regulation of transcription by RNA polymerase II. The transcript has 3 exons. Lineage: Eukaryota; Metazoa; Chordata; Mammalia; Artiodactyla; Camelidae. The record is from RefSeq and is a predicted model, not a curated record. Gene Ontology annotation, cellular component: nucleus. Bases 1 to 1740 code for a protein of 579 amino acids. Gene Ontology annotation, molecular function: RNA polymerase II cis-regulatory region sequence-specific DNA binding; DNA-binding transcription factor activity, RNA polymerase II-specific.
AUGGUGUCAGUGCGGGCGCGGGGGGCAGCGGCCAAGGAGGUCCGGCGGCAGCACCAGCGGCAGCACCACUCGGCGGAGGACCGCUGCCCGGCGCCCGGCCGCUCGGGCUCAGCGGCCUGGAGGCCGCCGCGCAGGCCGGGCCUGAGGCCCGGGGAGGGAUGCGCCGGGCGUCGCCUCCGGUCCGCGGCCGCCGCCUGGAGCCCCGGCGGAGCUGAGGGAGGCGACGCCGAAGCGCUGGCUCGCAGCGGCCGCGGCUGCAGCCCGGGCGGCGGGCUAGGGCGCUCGCCCGGCCUCUGGGCCGACCGCGUCCCCGCGCCCCCGCGCCCGGCUCCCGGCCCGCCCCCGCCGCCCGGCCCCGCUCCCGGGCCCCCGAUGACCUCCGAGGGCGGGCCGCCGCCGCCGCCCCCGCCGCGCCCGCCGCCGGCCCCGCUCCGCCGCGCGUGCAGCCCGGCCCCCGGCGCGCUCCAGGCCGCCCUGAUGAGCCCGCCGCCCACCGCCGCCGCCGCCGCCGCCGCCCUGGAGACAGCGUCCUCGUCGUCGUCGUCGUCGUCGUCGUCCUCGGCCUCCUGCGCCUCGGCCUCCUCCUCUGGCUCGGCCGGCGCCCCCCCGGCCUCCUGCAAGAGCGCGGGCGGCGGCGGCGGCGCGGGCGGCGGGGGCGCCAAGAAGGCGAGCUCGGGGCUGCGGCGGCCCGAGAAGCCGCCCUACUCGUACAUCGCGCUCAUCGUCAUGGCCAUCCAGAGCUCGCCCGCCAAGCGCCUGACGCUCAGCGAGAUCUACCAGUUCCUGCAGGCGCGCUUCCCCUUCUUCCGCGGCGCCUACCAGGGCUGGAAGAACUCCGUGCGCCACAACCUCUCGCUCAACGAGUGCUUCAUCAAGCUGCCCAAGGGCCUCGGGCGGCCGGGCAAGGGCCACUACUGGACCAUCGACCCUGCCAGCGAGUUCAUGUUCGAGGAGGGCUCGUUCCGCCGCCGGCCGCGCGGCUUCAGGCGGAAGUGCCAGGCGCUCAAGCCCAUGUACCACCGCGUGGUGAGCGGCCUGGGCUUCGGGGCCUCGCUGCUGCCCCAGGGCUUCGACUUCCAGGCGCCCCCGUCGGCGCCGCUCGCCUGCCACGGGCAGGGCGGCUACGGUGGCCUCGACAUGAUGCCCGCGGGCUACGACGCGGGCGCCGGCGCCCCAGGCCACGCGCACCCACACCACCACCACCACCACCACGUCCCGCACAUGUCGCCCAACCCGGGCUCCACCUACAUGGCCAGCUGCCCCGUGCCCGCCGGGCCCGGGGGCGUCGGCGCGGCCGGGGGCGGCGGCGGCGGCGGCGGGGACUACGGCCCGGACAGCAGCAGCAGCCCGGUGCCCUCGUCCCCGGCCAUGGCGAGCGCCAUCGAGUGCCACUCGCCCUACACGAGCCCCGCGGCACACUGGAGCUCGCCCGGUGCCUCGCCUUACCUCAAGCAGCCGCCCACCCUGACGCCCGGCAGCAACCCAGCGGCCCCAGCGGGCCUGCACACCAGCAUGUCCUCCUACUCGCUGGAGCAGAGCUACCUGCACCAGAACGCCCGCGAGGACCUCUCAGUGGGGCUGCCUCGAUACCAGCACCACUCCACACCCGUGUGCGACAGGAAGGACUUCGUCCUCAACUUCAACGGCAUUUCCUCCUUCCACCCCUCUGCUAGCGGGCCUUACUACCACCACCACCACCACCAGAGCGUCUGUCAGGACAUCAAGCCCUGUGUCAUGUGAAUGGGGCACCAGGCCCUCUGUCCCCCAGGGGCGAUGGCUGAGGUGGACUCGGGCGGCCGCCGUAGCAGGAAGUGGCACACCGGUCCCUUCGCCAGAACCCCCCCGCGAGCGCUGUGCACAUCUGUCUACCGUUGGUGGAAAGACAGCGCCUGGCAGAAUAAUGCCCAAGACGCGCAGGCUCCCAGCGAGGGGCGGACGCCGCUUCUGAGCAGAGAUGGCGAGAACUUACCACGAGGAAAACAAGCAUGGACUCUGGGAUCUUCACUGCCUUCAGAAAUCAGGGUCUGUGUGUGUUUUCCUUUGUCUAUGGAAAAUGCAUGUGCUUUUCCCGAAGGCAGUGCUGAGCGCAGGAUUUCAAGAAAGCCUCAUCUUGCUCCGUAGCUAAGCGGGAGAGUUGUGUUUUGCAACAAACACUACCUUUGGAUACAGGUGCCAAAGAACGUUCUCAAGAAAGUAUUUAGCAACAACGUGUCUAGUUUAAGAACAUGGUUUUCGGUAUCAUGACAAUACGACAUUUUUUUAACAAGGUUGUUUUGUACCACAUUUUAAAGCUAUUUCUAUGAUUGUCGUGUAUACUCACACUUUGCUUGUAUUUUAAAAGGAGGAUAUAUUUGCACUUACGUAUACUUUUACAG